Messenger RNA from Cyprinus carpio (common carp), 8603 nucleotides. Its product is annotated as neuron navigator 2-like. The record is from RefSeq and is a predicted model, not a curated record. Lineage: Eukaryota; Metazoa; Chordata; Actinopteri; Cypriniformes; Cyprinidae. Gene Ontology annotation, molecular function: protein binding; ATP hydrolysis activity. Bases 365 to 7510 code for a protein of 2381 amino acids. Gene Ontology annotation, biological process: neurogenesis; nervous system development. The transcript has 39 exons.
AGAGAGAGAGAGAGAUCGUGGACAAAUGCAUUCAGAUCCCUGCAGUCACCAGCAGAGCACAAUUCACUGCUGUCAUACAUUUGCUGCUCAUCUAUAUUCCUGCCCUUCCCGUGAUGCUGUGAUUUUUCCUGUCAUGGAUUUUCCAUUUUAGGGUAUGUACUUCAGAAAAACCUGGGACAGAAUAGAAUCAAGUACUAGACAGAUUCACAUUUGCUUUUAGAAGAGCGUCUUGGACUGCUCAACAUACAGGUGGAUCGUUUUUUGAAGACUACAAUAGGCACUGUAUUGGGAAUAGUAUCUCAAGCACGCUGGAUGCUACAGUGUGUGGCAUGAUACAGUGGACUGGUUCUGGGUCCAGGGGAAGAUGCCUGCUAUCCUGGUGGUCACUAACAUGAAGUCUGGACUGCCGAAGCCGAUCCACAGCGCCCUCCCCAUCCCGCAGGUGCCUACCCGGGCUGUGGCCCCCCGGCCCUGCUUCACCAGCCCCCCACAGAGCAGCGCUCACCUCCACCUUGGAAGCCAAGGCGGGUGGGCAACAGGCAAAAACUACCAUCCUGCUGACAGUGGAGAGGACACACAGAUCUACACGGACUGGGCCAAUCACUACUUGGCAAAAUCGGGACACAAGCGGCUGAUUAAAGACCUGCAGCAGGAUGUGAGCGACGGCGUGCUGCUGGCUGAGAUCAUCCAGGUCAUUGCAAAUGAGAAGAUUGAGGAGAUUAAUGGAUGCCCUAAGAGUCGUUCUCAAAUGAUCGAGAACAUUGAUGUCUGUCUGAGCUUCCUAGCAGCAAAAGGUGUGAACAUACAUGGACUUUCAGCUGAAGAGAUACGGAAUGGAAAUCUGAAAGCCAUCUUGGGGCUUUUCUUUAGCCUGUCUCGAUACAAGCAACAGCAGCAGACAAACAGACAGACACACACGCAACACACACACACACACGCUCCCUUAAGCCAGCAGAGCAGCGCUCCGGACCAACUGAACUCCACCUCGCAUGGGACACACACACACAAAUCACAGCCAGAGAUGCAGUCCAGGGAUGGCUCUCAGAGUAAACUCAAGUUUUCCAUUGGUCAGAAAAAGUCUUCUAGAUUACCUGGCCCCACCUCGAGGAUGUCCACUGCGGGCAGUGAGAGUUCCCCUCGAGGGUCCAUCAGUUCAGCAGGGAAUCGCCGCAGUCAGGUGUUCAGUGAUAAAUCCAAACCUGCAGCAGCUCAGGCCAAAGAAUCAUCAGAGAAUGUCACCUCACACGGCGUGACUGAGCACACUCUGUCAUCCCUGGCGUCCGCCUGCACCUCUGUCAGCACCAGCACUGUGGCAUCUUCAUCUUCAUCUUCAUCUUCAUCGUCAGCCAUCCCCCAGCCCAACUCAAGUAGCAAACCCUGGAGAAGCAAAUCUCAGAGCACCAAGCACACUGCUACCUCCACCGCUCCCUCCACGGUGCUUUCCAUCAAACCAGAUCCCCAAGCCAAGCAGCCCGUGCCUGCAGAGCCACCACCGAAAGCUGUGCCUCAGAAGUCCAUGCUGGAAAAACUCAAACUUUUCAACAGCAAAGGUGGCUCCAAGUCAUCCACACCAGCAGAGGGCGCGGUUACGCCAACAGUAGGAAAAGAUGCCGGUUUGGUUUUAGAAAAAGUCAAGGCUGGCUCCAAUACAGAACCCAUUGAGGAAAUGGAUGGUAACGUUAGACCCACGAACGGAUCGAGUGCUGUUACCAUGACAACCAGCAGCCCAAAGAUUGCACUAAAGGGCAUUGCACAGCGGACACUUAGCCGGGCACUCACGGCGAAAAAAGCUUCAACUAAAGCCUUAGAGAAAGAAAAGCAAAAAGACCGAGCUAAGGAGAAAGACAAAAAUGGGAAAGAGGGCUCAAAGCGUGUCCCUGCCUCCGAAAAGGUAGAGACCAAAGAGGAAGUUAAGGAGGAAGUUGUUCCCUCAAGCAGAGUUGCUCCCUCCGAGGCAGAGCCCAGGAAAGCCUCCAAGAUCGCCAGCUUUAUACCCAAAGGUGGCAAGGUGGGAGGUACCAAGAAAGAUAGCUCCGCCCCUGUGCAAAGUGGAAUUCCAAAACCAGGAAGUAAAAACUCAGGAAAUGGAGCGGUAAAGAGUUCAGCGUUGCCCCUCGGUGGAAAAGACAACGAGAGGCCCCGCAGUAUGCGUCUGGGCGAGGGUCUGGGACUUCAUAGGGACAGCCGGCAUUCCUCGUCCUCUUCCAGCCUGGCUUCCACUGAGGGGAAAGGACACCAGAGCGCCGCCCCGGUGGCCAAUGGAACACAAUCUACAGCCAGCAACACAGUCAGUGUGCAGCUGCCUCAACCCCAGCAGCAGUACAGCCACCCCAACACAGCCACCGUAGCACCCUUCAUGUACAGGUCUCAGAAUGAGGCAGAUGGAAACGCUGACACAAACCCAAGCUCUGGAUGUCGUAGUGGUGACUCCAGUAGCUUCAGUAAGAUCAACCAGUCUUCUACUGAGGACCUGUCAGGUGAAGAUCCAGAGACCAGACGACUGAGGACUGUCAGAAAUAUUGCUGACCUGCGGCAGAAUUUAGAAGAGACCAUGUCAAGUUUGCGGGGGACACAGAUCACACACAGUACACUGGAGACCACUUUUGAUGGUGGCGUUACUACUGAAAUGAGCAGUCGAAGCAUCCUCAGCAUGGCAUCUCGACCCGCGCCGCUGUCCUGGGCCAGUCGCAUGGGCCAGUCCAGCCCUCGUCUACAAGCAGGAGAUGCUCCCUCGGUUGGUAACAGCUAUCAGUCCCGCAGCGGAGGUGUGGCGUCCGGCCAGGGCCGGUAUCUGUAUCGGGCUCCUCUACGGAAGCAGCUGGCAGUGCGCGGCAGCGCCCUCUGUGGCCUGGAGCUGGGAGACAGGGUGGAGGAUCUGGAGCUGGCAGGUGUGGGUCUGGAAAUGAGCGGCUACAUGAGUGAUGGAGACGUGCUGGCUAAGAACGCACGCACUGAUGAGCUGACCAGCGGGUACAUGACGGAUGGGGGAUUGAGUCUGUAUACGCGGCGAUUAAACCGGAUGCCGGAUGGAAUGGCAGUGGUACGGGAAACUCUGCAGCGUAAUGCCUCCACCGGCCAGGGAGAUGCUGACAGUUGGGAUGACAGUAGUUCCGUCAGCAGUGGGAUCAGUGAUGCUAUUGAUACUGAUGACAUCAACACCAGCUCCUCCAUAAGCUCUUACGCCAACACCCCCGCCGCGUCCCGUAAGGCAGUGAACGGACAGCCUCAGACAGAUGCAGAGAAGCAUUCAGCAGCCGAACACACCACUGCUUGGUCCACUGAUGAAGUUAAGAAGUCAGAUGGGGGUUUGGAUUGCGACAUCAAAAUGGAAGCGGGUCUGAAGUGGCGGCGGAACCCUACAGAUGUUUCAGAGGAGUCGGAUAAGAGCAGCUCUGGACGGAAAACGGCACCCAUCACUCAGACGGGCUCCUGGAGGAGGGGCAUGAGUGCACAGGUGGGCGUGACUGUACCGCAGACGAAAAGUACAACAGUAGCCACGGGAACCGGCAUGAUUAAGACACAAGGGACAGGUAAAACAGAUGAUGCUAAGGUCUCCGAAAAAGGCCACAUGUCUCCCAGUUCCAACAUCGUCCAGCAUUCCUCCUCCGACGCUGGUCGAAGCAGCGGAGACGAAGCCAAGAAAACACCCGCAGGCCGAGUCCCCACAAGCACAUUUGGUUUCAAAAAGCCCAAUGGCGUCCAUGGCCCGGCCACUAUGGUAACCACCUCCAGCAUCACUCUGGUGACAGCAAGCGGCGCCACCAUUACCAGCGGCUCUGCCACCCUGGGGAAGAUUCCCAAGUCCUCCGCCCUUCUGGUCGGUGGGAGAGGGUCGUUAAAAGGAGCUGUGGAUGGUUUAUUGCCCUCUCAGGAGGAUGGCUACCUGUCCCCCAGUGCUCGUUCAACACUGCAGUACAGAAGUCUACCUCGACCCUCUCGUUCUGGAGCCACGGCCCGUAACGGAAACCGAUCGUCCACAAGCAGCAUUGAGUCAAGCUUGAGCUCCCGGACACCUGUCCUUGCUGCUGUCACUGCCAGCAAACCGAAAGAUUCUGCCACUAAAACCAAUGGACACAUAAUCCAAGCCAAUCAGACAGACAAAGAGAAGGGCGUGGCCUCAGAGAUGGACAACCUGAGAACCAAUCCGAUUGUUUCGGGAGGAGGGGCGGCAACUAUCCCACAGACAGCGAGACAGGGAAACAAGUAUAGUGAGGUCUCGUCUCCAACAUUGCGAAGACUUUUUGGAGGAAAGGCUGCUAAACAAGCCCCGGUCACCACUGCAGAGGGCAUGAAAAACUCAGUCAUCAUUUCCAACCCCCAUGCUACCUUCGGGCACACCCAGUCCUCCGGUGGGCCCUUGGACUCCCCCUCCACAAUACCAGGCAGCGGCGGCAGCAGUCCUCUGUACGGGGGUCGCGGUGCCAGCAUAGGGGGCAGCGAACAAGCUUCCAGCCCUGGUUCGGUGUACUCUACAGGCACUGGGACCUGGGGCACAACCAUCAGCAGCUCUUCGGCUCUCGGCUACCCCUCCGUCAGCAGCAUGCACACCAGCAGCGAGUCCAUCGACAUGUCAGUGGGCAGCGGGCAUCACCGUGACGAUGUCCACCCAGUACUGAUGAGAACGGGUAGUGCCAAGACAGAGAGUCCCCUCUCCUCUCCCUCUGCGAGUCCUAAAUUCAGCCGUAACACAUUGCCACGGAAGCAAGACAGGUACACCCCUUCAUCACAGCUGCGUCAGGAAGAGGCACGUGAUUGGCUGCGCUCACAUUCAGCUGGAGGUUUGCAGGACUCUCCCUUCUCCACCGGCUCCAGCUUGACGUCACCAUCCGGAACGCGAUUUAAUUUUGCUCAACUUGGAAGCCCCACCACAGGUGCUCAGAUUAACCUAGCCAGCCUGCGCAACAACAGCUUGACCAAUCAGGACAACCCGCUGGACAGCCAUGGUGAUUCCCGUCUGCGCAACUCCUGCAUGUCACUGGACGAGAAGACUCGCACCAUGAGCCGGUCGGGAUCCUUCAGGGAUGGGUUCGAGGAAGUUCAUGGAUCGUCUCUCUCGCUGGUGUCCAGCACCUCUUCUGUCUAUUCAACGACGGAGGAGAAAUCACAGUCAGAGAUCCGCAAGCUGCGUCGAGAACUGGACGCCUCCCAGGAAAAGGUGUCCGCCCUGACAACGCAACUCAGUGCUAAUGCCCACCUGGUGGCAGCGUUUGAGCAGAGUUUGGGCAACAUGACCAUCCGACUGAAGAGCAUCACCAUGACCGCAGAACAGAAGGACUCUGAGCUGAAUGAGUUGAGGAAAACCAUCGAGCUGCUAAAGAAGCAAAACGCAGUGGCUCAAGCGGCCAUCAAUGGCGUCAUCAAUACUCCAGAACUCACCUGCAAGAGUGAACGCACAGGUAAUAAUGGGGCGCAGCCGGACCUGCGCAUGCGCAGACAGCACUCAUCUGACAGCGUCUCCAGCAUCAACAGCGCCACUAGCCACUCCAGCCUGGGCUCCAACAUGGACAACCCUGACUCCAACAGUAAGAAGAAGAAGAAGAACUGGGUGUAUGAGCUGCGGAGCUCCUUUAAACAGGCCUUCAGUAAGAAGAAAUCACCUAAAUCAGCCUCGUCCCACUCAGACAUUGAGGAGAUGACGGAUUCCUCUCUCCCUUCCUCUCCCAAACUCCCUCACAACGGCACCAGCACCUCAGCACUGCUGCUCCGCAACACACACUCCAGCUCAAUACUGUCAGACUGUCUGGAUGGGGAGGCGGAGACUGUGAUGCAGCUGCGUAGUGAGCUACGAGAGAAGGAGAUGAAGUUGACAGACAUUCGAUUGGAAGCGCUAAGCUCCGCCCACCAGCUGGACCAGCUGCGGGAGGCUAUGAACCACAUGCAGGUGGAGAUCGAGAAGUUAAAGGUGGAAAAUGAUCGCCUUAAGUUGGAAAGCCAAGCUAGUGGGAGCAGGGCGUCCGUCUAUAACCCGACCUCGACCUCGUCCGCAACGCCUGGCCUGUCUGAACACAGCCUCAACCUCACAGAGUCCACCAGCUUCAACAUGUUGUUGGAUGAUUCUAGUGGAGAUGGAAGCUCUCGUAAAGAGAGCAGACAUGUGAAAAUAGUUGUCAGUCUUCAAGAGGACGUCAUGUGGAAAGAGGACUGCAGGACUCGAGACUAUCUGAUUGGAUGCAUUGGUGUCAGUGGAAAAACCAAGUGGGAUGUUCUGGAUGGAGUUGUACGGCGCUUGUUUAAGGAGUACAUCAGGCAUGUAGAUCCGGUCAGUCAUCUGGGUCUGGGUUCAGACAGUGUGGAGGGUUAUCGUAUUGGAGACGUGAUCCGGUCCAGCGGAGCAGACACACCUGAGCUCCUGCCUUGUGGAUACCUUGUGGGAGAGAAUGACACAAUCAACAUCUCGCUGAAAGGUGUGAACUCUCAGUCGGAGGAUUCUCUGGUCUUCGAGACAUUGAUUCCCAAACCCAUGCUCCAGCGUUACGUGUCUUUGCUCCAGGAACAUCGCAGGAUCAUCCUUUCAGGCCCCAGCGGUACUGGAAAAUCUUACCUGGCCCACAGACUGGCGGAGCAUCUGGCGCUGCGCGAGGGCAAACUGCCCAAUGAGAGCAACAUCGUCACCUUCAGUGUGGACCAUAAAUCCAGCAAGGAGUUGCGUCAGUACUUAGCAAAUAUAGUGGAGCAGUGCAGCACUGACGGGCAGGAGACUGAAGCCCCUCUUGUGCUCAUUCUGGACAACCUUCAUCACGUCAGCUCACUGGGAGAGAUCUUCAACGGCUUGCUUAACUGCAAAUACCAGCGCUGCCCGUAUAUAAUCGGCACGAUGAGUCAGGCGACAUCUUCUGCUCCAAACCUGCAGCUUCAUCAUAACUUCAGAUGGGUGCUGUGUGCUAAUCACAUGGAGCCGAUAAAAGGUUUCCUGUGCCGGUUUCUGAGGAGGAAGCUGAUCGAGACAGAGAUCGGCAGCCGAACACGUAACCCUGAGCUGGUGAAGAUCAUAGACUGGAUCCCUCAGGUCUGGCACCACCUCAACCGCUUCUUGGAGGCCCACAGCUCCUCUGAUGUGACCAUUGGUCCACGUUUGUUCCUGUCAUGUCCGAUGGAUGUGGACGGUUCUCGCGUUUGGUUCACUGACCUGUGGAAUUAUUCCAUCAUCCCCUACAUGCUAGAGGCUGUGAGAGAAGGCUUACAGCUAUACGGUCGCAGAGCUGCAUGGGAGGAUCCUGCGCUGUGGGUUCUGGAGACUUUUCCCUGGGCAGCUUCUCAUCAACACCCUGAUUGGCCAGCUCUGCUGCAGCUCCGCCCAGAGGACGUGGGCUUCGACGGAUACUCUGCCUCCAGAGAGGGCCUUAACAAACAGAGUACUCAGAGUGACAGUGAUGCCGACCCACUGAUGAACAUGCUCCUGCGUCUAAAAGAGGCGGCCAGCUGCUCCAGCCCGCCGAGCUACGACAGCGACUCCAACAGCAACAGUCACCAUGAUGAUAUCCUGGACUCUUCGCUGGAGUCCACACUAUGAUCCAGCCUGAUCCGUUCUGCCAUUUAAUUCCUCAGCUCUAAUGCUAGCUGAGGCAGCAAAAUCAAGUCAUUACAUCACAUCUACGGGUGCAGGUAACCCAAAUAAAGAAUGAUGCUUUAUAUAUAAAAAGAUAUAUCUAAAAAAAAAAAUAUAUAUAUAUAUAUAUACGCCAAAACUCAACUGUACUUAUAGCUGCCUCAUGUAAAUCGUCAACAAAAUCAGAAGAAAGUGCUUUGUCCCAAUUUUUACCUCAAAAGUAAAAGUGCGGUCACAUUAGCCAAAUUUAAUGGACCAAAAAGGUUCAUUAUCUGUCGUCAGUAAUGUAGCGAUGUAUGAAACACAGCGCACACAAUUCACUUUCAAACCAAACGGUGAAUGUAUGUGACCAACCUGAAUUUGCUGCAAAAUCUGCGUGGAUACAUUUUUCACCCUCACACGAAAUUCCCAAUUUUAUGGAUUCCUAUUGAAAUGAAUGGAUUUCACCUACAAUAAUUCGCAGAAAUUCUGUAAAUGUGAUCGCACCUUAACUGUCGAAGAAACCUUUGCAAACAAUGCAAUGCUGGUUUGUCUUACCCUCUACUGGUGAAACGGAGGAAUUACAUCUUGAAUCUGAGACUAACAUCUCGGCGUCAGCAUCUCUUUCCUUAUAGACUUUCCCUGUUUUGUUGGACUUGCUUUACAAAACCAGCUUGAUCGAAUGCUGACCAUCAUUUCAUGUUUUACAUGGUAAGGAUACAGAUGAAGUAGCAUGGUGCUACACUUAUGAUUUUGGACUUAUUUAUUGUGACGAUUGGAAAAAAAUACCUCGUUUGCCAUCUGGGACGUGCUUUUGUUUUGCCCUUCUGCAUUUUUGGUUAAACCACCUGUUUCUUAACUGCUGACCACAUGUUUCAGUGUUCUACUGUAGCACAAAGCCUAUCGAUCUAUUUUUUAAACUCGAUCGCACUCGGUAUUUGGUGCUGAAUGGAAUCUGGUGCCUUACUCCAUUUUGUAAAGAAAAAAAAAAAACGGCACUAUGUUUUAUACUUCCGAAAAAUGCUGAUUUUAUUACAGUUCGUAAUUGAACUACAGGGCUCUGCACUAGUCAUUUGAA